Molecule: messenger RNA, 948 nt
Organism: Leishmania mexicana MHOM/GT/2001/U1103
Lineage: Eukaryota; Euglenozoa; Kinetoplastea; Trypanosomatida; Trypanosomatidae
Exons: 1
Coding region: 1-948 (315 amino acids)
Biological process (GO): carbohydrate metabolic process
Cellular component (GO): membrane
Molecular function (GO): galactoside 2-alpha-L-fucosyltransferase activity
Source: RefSeq, a predicted model, not a curated record
AUGGGCAACCAGCUUUUCCUCGUUGCAAAUCUGUUAGCCACAGCGCACCGAACCGGCAUCCCGGCCUACCUGGAGGCGACGCCGUUCAGCAGCAGCGCCGAGGGCCCACGCCCCACCUACUGGGCCACACUUUUUCGCGACCUCGGCCAUCACGGCGUGCAGAUGUGUGCGUCCUCGCCGCCGCUGCCUGUCGUGACGGUGCCAGAGACGCGACCAGUGCGGAAGGUGCAACUCGAUGCGCAGCGGGCCUGUGUCUUCAACAUGAUCGGCUUCUUCCAAAGCCACGCCUUCUUCGACGACCACCCGAUCAUCUCCUCUGUCAUUCCACGGGAGCUGUGGGACUCGGCCCGCGAGCACCUCGCCACGUACUACGGCAGCGGAUCGUGCCACACCGUCGCCCUGCACGUGCGGCGCGGCGACUACACACGCUUUACCGACAUCUUCGAGCAGCUCGACGUCGUCGAGUACUACGAUGCGGCAGUGCGGCAGCUGCUUGGUGGCCUGCUCUUGCACUCACCUUCGCUGCUGCGGCGGCAACGGCCAGCGGUAGACUCGGCCCAAGCGCCGACUGUUGGCAUACUGCCGCUGCUGCCGUUUCACUUGCUUGUCUUCUGCGACGAGGAGCGUUUUGGGCACACCGUUGUGGGGUACUUUCGCACCAAGUACAAGGGUGCCGUGAUGGUCAGCCUCGUCUGCGCCGCGACGGAGGCAAGCGCGAUAUCGGCGAGGCCAACGGCGUCGUCGCCGUCGAUGCCGCGUGAUGUACUGGAGUUGCUGAUGAUGUCGCAGUGCAACGACAUCGUGAUGGCGAACUCCACCUUCUCGUGGUGGGGCGCUUACCUGAACCGCGUCUCACUGCGCCGCGUCAUCGCACCGUCCCGGUGGUUCGUGAAGGAUCCGUACCCGCGGUCAAAUCACCUCUACUGCCCUGGGUGGAUACUCCUCUGA